Molecule: messenger RNA, 2381 nt
Organism: Manihot esculenta (cassava)
Lineage: Eukaryota; Viridiplantae; Streptophyta; Magnoliopsida; Malpighiales; Euphorbiaceae
Product: RNA-binding protein 38
Exons: 8
Coding region: 968-1825 (285 amino acids)
Molecular function (GO): RNA binding
Source: RefSeq, a predicted model, not a curated record
GCUGCAGAAGAAGCAGCACUGCAGGCGGCGGCGGCAGCAGAAGAAUACAUAGAUGCAGAAAAUUAAAUAAUAUAAAAGGGUAGAAGAGAAGCAUAGGUGUAAAGACAUUAUUGGCCCUCCAAGUGUACUGGUAGAACAAAUUAGGGUUAGAGAGAGAGUGAGGACCCACAGAGGCAGCCCUUCCAAGCUGUCUCGCUUUGUUUGAGAAGCCUGGAAGACAAAAGGGUCCAGCUUUUUUCUUCUUUUCACUCACUUGCUCUUCAGUGCAAAUCAUGACUUCCCCUUCUUCUUGUUUCUCAAUAACCUCCUCUCACCUCUCUUCAUCAUUACCUCUUAGUAGUACAGCGAUAACAUCAAUGGAUAAAACCACCCAAUUACUGUUAAUACAGUUAUUACUAUUUUAGGAUAAUCACUGCUCUUAAGAUUCUCUUUUCUUGACCAACUUUUUUCCCCAUACUAACCCAAGCCCACCUCUCUGCUCUUUCCUUCUAUUUUCCAUCCAAUUCCACCACCGACCUCGCUCAUCUCUUGGCCCAUCCCACCUCAAUUCUAGGGUUUUUUUUUUUUUCCUUUUCUUUCCUCUACUUUUUUUUUUCCCUUUUAUUCUGUGAUUUGUUUGCGCUCUCGAGUACCCAUCACCCUGCUUUUACGAUCUUUUAUUUCUCUCUGUAAAUUAGCAUACUUUGUGUUGUGAUCCCUCUUAAAUCCUAUGGAUUCUCGGUAUAUUUCUUUGAAUUCUAGGGUUUUUCUAGGGUUUUUCUUUUAAGAUGUGGCUUAUUGUCUAUUGGGUCGACUUUAGUAUCACUUAAUCCUCUCCAGUUUGAUCAUUACCUUCUUUUUUAUAUUGGGAAUCUUCUUCUUUUUUAGCUCAGUUGCAGUUUCGGUUUUGAACUAGGUUCUCUUUUCUUGCCUUUUCUUAUCCUUUUUUAUUUGUUAGGAUUUUCCUAUUUCGCUUUCAUUUCAAUUCAUGGCUUAUCAACCUAUUCCGGGUCCUAGCUCGGGGUCGAGUUCGAGUUCAGGGUUUCAAUAUUUGAAUUCUCCUUUUGGAGAUACCACUUACACCAAGGUGUUUGUUGGGGGGCUUGCUUGGGAGACUCAGAGCGAGACCAUGCGUCGUUAUUUUGAGCAGUUUGGAGAUAUUCUCGAAGCCGUUGUCAUCACCGAUAAGAAUACCGGCCGAUCAAAAGGCUAUGGUUUUGUGACUUUCCGGGAACCGGAGGCUGCUAAGAGAGCCUGUGCUGAUCCUACUCCAAUUAUUGAUGGUAGACGGGCAAAUUGCAAUUUGGCUUCACUUGGGCGACCUCGACCGCCGCUGCCUUAUGGACGUGUGAGACCAGCUAUCCCAUACAUUGCAAGUGUGCAAACCCCCAGGGGAACAUAUGUUGGAAACUUUGGCUACCAGCAACCUCUUCCUUACAACUACCAACAAGGAUUAAUGUAUCAUCCAUAUGGAUAUGCAGCAUAUGGACCUGAAUAUGUCUACCCACAGGGCGUCUACAACCCUUAUGCGAAUCAGCAGUACCUUCAGAUAUAUGGCGUACCAGGCAAUGUUAAUCCAGCAAUAUAUCCUUAUGGACAGUUGGGUCAAGCCCUGCCUGGAGGUCAUGGUUAUACAACAGUCCAGGGGUAUGCCAUGCCAGGUCAUCACAUUGUGCAGUUUGGUGGACCUAGUGUUAAUCCAAUAACAACUUCACCUAUGCCCACUAUUCAGGCACCAUAUCCUACAGGUAUGGGUACACCUGUUCCAGCACAACCACAGUUUAUAGUUCCUGCUCCUUCUCCUCAGUAUAUGCAGGGCAGCGGUUCUGACCAAACAGCUGGGUGAGGUGUUGAUCAAGCAGGUAUCCUUAAGACUGCAGCAGGACUAAGAGCAGCGGAACUGCUACUUGAGUGGCGGGCUUCGAAUCUAGCCUUGCAAACUAUUUAUCUUGCAUUCUAGAGGUCAUACAUAGUCGUUCUCACCAGAGAAGUCAGAUGUCUGUGUCGCUCCAAAUGGUGGAGAAGAAACGUGGAAGAUGCCGAGACUUCUUCCUUUACCCUAGUGUAUUAAAAACCUCGUGUACUACCGGAGCUGAGGAUGAGCUCCUGGUAGUAGUGCAUUGGAUGGGUGCUGGAAUGGGUUUCUGGCAGUCAUAGGAAUAAAAAACAGUGUAAAAAAAAAUUUCGAAUCAACAUAUGAUUCUUUUGUAGUGUUAGUCCCAGCAUUUGGGUGUAUAGGUUAGAGCUCUGGUGCCUUCUGUUGGUGUCCUGCAUUGUAUUUAAAAACAUGGUUUUGAGUUUUGUGCAUACUAGUGGUAGGGGUGUCUCAUUGAACUCUUCAACAUCUUUUGUUUAUGAAAAAGCCUAACUCAAAGAAUGAGGGAAGCUUCAGUUAUAUUUAA